AUGGUCGUGAAAGAGCCAGCGUUGGAAGUUGUGAGAAGGAGAGCGGGAUCCAGGACGAUGACGGUCGCGGGGUCUCCAGACACGGCGGGCGGAAUCGUUGAGGUCAGAGUCUCGGUUCCAGUGUACGGCCUCGUGAUGGUAAUCCCCGGAGUGUCGAUCAUGACGGUGGCACCAGGCUCUCCUGAAGGACCAACCGGAAGUGUGGUGGUGAUGGUAACCGAUCCAUCGUAUGUGCUAGUCAGGAUGUUCAAGUCUGCCGUAGGCGUGGGAAUGGCACCAGUGAGACUUGGCACCAGGACAACAGUCGGGCCAGGCUCGCCUGAAGGUCCAGCGGGCAAAGUGGUUGUGAGGGUUACUGAACCGUCAUAUGUGCUGGUCAAGAAGCCUCCCAGCGCAGAAGUAGCGCCAGGAACCAAGACGACUGUCGGGCCAGGUUCUCCCGAGGGCCCAGCGGGAAGCGUGGUAGUAAGAGUGAUGGAUCCGUCAUACGUGCUGGUAAAGAGGUUGGGCAAUGCCGAAGUCAAUCCAGGGACCAGAACGACAGUGGGGCCAGGCUCGCCAGACGGGCCGGCUGGAAGCGUCGUGGUGAGAGUGACAGACCCAUCGGCAGACGUUGGCAAAGCAGAUGUCAAGCCAGGAACCAGGAUCACGGUAGGUCCUGGCUCUCCAGAUGGGCCAGCAGGCAAGGUAGUGGUGAGAGUAAUCGAGCCAUCGUAUGUGCUGGUGAAGAGGUUGGGAAGUCCGCCAACAGAAACGGUUGGGACCAGAAUAAUGGUCGCACCAGGCUCACCAGAAGGACCGGCAGGAAGCGUAGUCGUGAGAGUGACCGAUCCAUCAUACGUGCUCGUGAAGAGGUUGGGAGGACCACCGACGGAAAUCGUCGGAACAAAGAUGAUAGUGGCACCGGGCUCGCCAGAUGGGCCAGCGGGAAGCGUAGUUGUAAGAGUGACUGAGCCAUCAUACGUGCUCGUGAACAAGCCACCUCCCACAUUGGUGGCGCUUGGAACAAGUACAAGUGUCGGUCCAGCAGGCAGGGUAGUUGUGAGAGUGAUAGAUCCAUCCACGUUGGGAAGGGCUGGAGCCGUGAUGCCCGGAACCAAGACGACAGCAGUUGGUUCACCAGAGGGCCCAAUCGGCAGCGUCGUUGUAAUUGUGACUGAGCCAUCGUACGUAGACGUAAGAAGGUUGGGGAGACCAGGCGCGGUGGCGCUUGGGAUGGCGCUCGGCACGAGAACCACCUCUGCGGGAUCUCCAGACGGGCCAAUGGGCAAUGUAGUGGUGAGAGUGACGGAACCAUCGUACGUAGAUGUUAUACCAAUGUUGCUCGCUCCAGGUACGAGGACCACCUCCGCCGGAUCUCCCGAAGGCCCAAUAGGCAGGGUAGUUGUAAGGGUAACCGAUCCAUCGUACGUGCUCGUGAGAACAUUGGGCAAGCCAGCGCCAAUCGAGGAUGGCACCAAAACAACAGUUGCCGGAUCACCAGAAGGACCAAUGGGCAAAGUAGUGGUAAGCGUCACCGAGCCAUCCACAUUCGGCAGACUGGGGGCGUCCGUGAUGGAGGCUCCCGGAACCAGGACGAUUGUCGCCGGGUCUCCGGAGGGGCCGGCUGGAAGCACAGUGGUGAGAGUGACUGAGCCGUCAUACGUGCUCGUGAGAAGAGUGGGCAGUCCUGGGGCACCGGUGAUAGGGGCACUGGGUACCAACACAAUCGUCGCCGGGUCGCCGGAAGGACCAGCUGGAAGGACAGUAGUGAGUGUCACAGAACCGCCAUACGUGCUUGUGAGAAUGUUUGGCAAUCCCGGAGCGUCUAUGACAGUAGCCGGGUCACCGGAGGGGCCAAGGGGCAAGACGGUAGUAAGAGUAACCGAGCCUCCGUAUGUGCUCGUAAGCACGUUGGGAAGACCAGGCGCGGGCGUUGUAGAUGGGGUACCACCCGGGACUAAGAUGAUGGUAGCCGGAUCUCCAGACGGGCCAAGAGGCAGAACCGUCGUGAGAGUGACUGAACCAUCGUACGUACUCGUAAGCACGUUGGGAAGACCGGGAGCUGCCGUAAUAGAAGGAAUAGUGCUGGGAACCAAUACAACCGUGGCGGGAUCAUCGGAAGGCCCGACAGGCAGAGUCGUCGUAAGGGUGACUGAUCCGUCGUAA
This is a messenger RNA of Colletotrichum acutatum, 2148 nucleotides long. RefSeq lists its product as uncharacterized. The transcript has 7 exons. Bases 1 to 2148 code for a protein of 715 amino acids. The record is from RefSeq and is a predicted model, not a curated record. Lineage: Eukaryota; Fungi; Ascomycota; Sordariomycetes; Glomerellales; Glomerellaceae.